UGGCCCCCGGACAGUCGCCUCUCCUCCUCCUCCUCCUCCUCCUCCUCUUCCUCCUCCUCCUCCAACUCCUCGGCUGCACACCAGCUCUGAGAGCGAGAGAGUGAACGAGAGAGGGAGGGAGAGAGUGAGAGCGAGGGAGAUCUUUGGAGAGAUUUUUUUUUUUUUUUUUUUUUGCCUCCUACUUCUGUCUUGAAGCCAGACAAUCGACUUGCAGCUCUCCCUCCCCUCCCUCUCUCUCCACGUUCUGCUCCCACUUGCUCUCCCCCGGCCCCAUCCCCUCCCCUCCCGGCGGAAAGCCCCCCGAAAGCAACAAAGCUGAGCCGAGAGAAACAAACAAAACAAACACACCGGGCCAGACAAGCAAUCGACAAAACUUUGCAAAGCAGAAACAAAAAAGGAAAAACUAACCAACCUCAACCAACCAGACCCCGAGCCACCCGGGGCGCCCUCUCGCACCCUUGCACACACAAAAGGCGGCGCGCCGGAGCCCGAGACCCGGGAGCCGCCGCCGCCCGCAGCCAGGGGAGCAGGAAGUCCGGACGCGGCCCCCAUAGAUAUGGCAAUGGUAGUCAGCACGUGGCGCGACCCCCAGGACGAGGUGCCCGGCUCUCAGGGCAGCCAGGCCUCGCAGGCGCCGCCCGUGCCCGGCCCGCCGCCCGGCGCCCCGCACACGCCACAGACGCCCGGCCAAGGGGGCCCGGCCAGCACGCCAGCCCAGACGGCGGCCGGCGGCCAGGGCGGCCCUGGCGGUCCGGGCGGCGACAAGCAGCAGCAGCAGCAGCACAUCGAGUGCGUGGUGUGCGGGGACAAGUCGAGCGGCAAGCACUACGGCCAGUUCACGUGCGAGGGCUGCAAGAGCUUCUUCAAGCGCAGCGUGCGGAGGAACCUGAGCUACACGUGCCGCGCCAACCGGAACUGUCCCAUCGACCAGCACCACCGCAACCAGUGCCAGUACUGCCGCCUCAAAAAGUGCCUCAAAGUGGGCAUGAGACGGGAAGCGGUGCAGAGGGGCAGGAUGCCGCCCACCCAGCCGACCCACGGGCAGUUUGCGCUGACCAACGGGGACCCCCUCAACUGCCACUCGUACCUGUCCGGAUAUAUUUCUCUGCUGCUGCGCGCCGAACCCUAUCCCACGUCGCGCUUCGGCAGCCAGUGCAUGCAGCCCAACAACAUCAUGGGCAUCGAGAACAUUUGCGAACUGGCCGCGCGGAUGCUCUUCAGCGCCGUCGAGUGGGCCCGGAACAUCCCCUUCUUCCCUGACCUGCAGAUCACCGACCAGGUGGCCCUGCUUCGCCUCACCUGGAGCGAGCUGUUCGUGCUGAACGCGGCACAGUGCUCCAUGCCCCUCCACGUCGCCCCGCUACUGGCCGCCGCCGGCCUACACGCCUCGCCCAUGUCCGCCGACCGGGUGGUCGCCUUUAUGGACCACAUACGGAUCUUCCAAGAGCAAGUGGAGAAGCUCAAAGCGCUGCACGUCGACUCCGCCGAGUACAGCUGCCUCAAGGCCAUAGUCCUGUUCACCUCAGAUGCCUGUGGUCUCUCUGAUGUAGCCCAUGUGGAAAGCUUGCAGGAAAAGUCCCAGUGUGCUUUGGAAGAAUACGUUAGGAGCCAGUACCCCAACCAACCAACGCGAUUCGGAAAGCUUUUGCUUCGCCUCCCUUCCCUCCGCACGGUCUCCUCCUCAGUCAUAGAGCAAUUGUUUUUCGUCCGUUUGGUAGGUAAAACCCCCAUCGAAACCCUCAUCCGGGAUAUGUUACUGUCCGGCAGCAGUUUUAACUGGCCGUAUAUGGCAAUUCAAUAAAUAAAUAAAUCAAGAUAAGAAGGGGGAGUGAAACAGAGAGAAAGAAAAGGCAAAAGACUGGUUUGUUUGCUUAAAUUCCUUCUAUUAAGAAAGGAUAUAAAAGGAUGUUACAAGUUUGCUAAAAGAAGAGAGGGGAAGAAUUUAAUGGACUGUGAAUUUCCAAAAAAAAAAAGACUGUCAAAUGAACUUUUACAGAAUGCAUUAAAAAAAAACAAAAAAACAAAAACUCCUGUGUCGGUCAGAACAACUUGCUACUUAUCAUUUUUGUAUAAAAAGGAAAUUAGUCUUUUUCUUUUUUUGGUAAAUUUUGGAAAAAUAUUGCUAAAAGUGCAUUUAAGGAGAUUGGGAGAAAAUUAGCAGAAUGGAGAAAGUAAGUCUUUUUUUUCCCAAAUUAUUAAUUGUCCUGUGUCUAUGUACCUCUAGCUGUUCUUUUUUGUACUUUUCUGGUUCCAAACCAGUUUAUUCUGUGGUUCUAUAAUAAGUUUUGAUAUAAUCUUGGCUUCUUAAAAACUGUGUAUCCUUAAAAUAUAUGUUCUGCAAGAAUUAAAACUCAGUCCAUGAAAAUAUCAUAGGAAGACAUAAAACUUUAAAAGGCAACUCAAAGAUGAUGGAAACGCACUUACAAGUGGUGACCAAAAAUUUUAGGUGAAGUUGAGCACUCUAAUUUGAGAACUGGAGGAACCACAUACAACACUUAACUUCCCCUACCCUGCCCCCCCCCCAAAAAAAGAUACCAUGACAAACCUAGCUUUUUAAAAAUAUUUUAAGAAAGAGAAUGAACUGUGGAAUUUAUUGGCAGCCAAGGAAUGUGUCCAAGACACAUGCUGAGGUUUUGAAUAAAAAGUGAACUUUUGUAAUUUGAA
Molecule: messenger RNA, 2664 nt
Organism: Eubalaena glacialis (North Atlantic right whale)
Lineage: Eukaryota; Metazoa; Chordata; Mammalia; Artiodactyla; Balaenidae
Gene: NR2F2
Product: nuclear receptor subfamily 2 group F member 2
Exons: 3
Coding region: 557-1801 (414 amino acids)
Biological process (GO): cell differentiation; negative regulation of transcription by RNA polymerase II; anatomical structure development
Molecular function (GO): zinc ion binding; nuclear receptor activity; retinoic acid binding
Source: RefSeq, a predicted model, not a curated record